Molecule: messenger RNA, 1317 nt
Organism: Tilletiaria anomala UBC 951
Lineage: Eukaryota; Fungi; Basidiomycota; Exobasidiomycetes; Georgefischeriales; Tilletiariaceae
Product: DUF185-domain-containing protein
Exons: 7
Coding region: 1-1317 (438 amino acids)
Biological process (GO): mitochondrial respiratory chain complex I assembly
Cellular component (GO): mitochondrion
Molecular function (GO): protein-arginine omega-N symmetric methyltransferase activity
Source: RefSeq, a predicted model, not a curated record
AUGCGCUCCUGCCUGCUUGAUCCUGAGCAAGGCUACUACACAGCAUCUCACAAGCAGGCUGAGGACCCGAGAAAUGUCAUCGGAGCCAAAGGGGAUUUUAUAACUAGCCCUGAAAUCAGCCAGGUCUUUGGAGAACUGCUUGCCAUAUUUUUUGUCGCUAGAUGGCAGUCUGUUUCCAUGCCCCAGCGAACCCGCUUGGUUGAGUUGGGCCCUGGUCGAGGAACUCUACUUGCCGACAUGGUCCGAACGUUUGGAACCUUCAAGAGGAUGAUCGAUUCGCUCAAGACAAUUCACCUGGUUGAAACAUCUCUGGGACUGCAAAGGCUGCAAGAGCAGGCUUUGAGAGAGGUGGUCGAAGGCAGGGCGGGUAAAAAGCUCGUAGUAAUCAGGUCGGACGAUGAGCCAAAAGAGCCAUCAGAAGACGAAGUGCACGUUCAAUGGUUCGCAGACGCACAUUCCGUUCCAAUUGAUGGCAGCUUCUGGACGAUGCUAGUGGCGCACGAAUUUUUCGACGCACUUCCAGUCCACAUCUUUGAGAAAGCCAGCAAUGGCUUCAAAGAGGUUUUGGUUGAUCUCAAAAAUAGCAGAAAUGGUGGCCAAAAGGGCAUCUCUGUCAUUAAAAGCAGCGAGAUUAGCGCUUCCACGGCGCCUUCCUUCCAGUACGUCCUCUCUCCAAGCGCAACACCGUGGUCGAUGCUGCUCGCCUCGCGCAAUGCACGCUUUGCCUCAAUCCAACCUGGGCAGCGCGUCGAAGUGUCACCAGAUGCAUGGUCUGCGGCGCGGCGCGUGGGCGAGCUGAUCUCUGGCAGGGAGGCCGCGCUGCCUCCGAUUCCUGACGAGGCGCGGCGCAGGACGAGCAGCGUUGGUGGUGUCGGACUCAUUGUCGACUACGGGGACGAAAAAGCUUUCGGGUCGAGCUUCCGGGCCUUCAAGCAGCACAAGAUUGUCGAUCCGCUGGAAGACCCAGGGACGGCAGACCUCACGGCAAAUGUCGAUUUCACACACCUGAAACACGCGCUGGCGUCUACGGAGGCUACUGCACAUGGGCCCAUGGUACAGGCUCAUUUCCUUUCCGCCCUCGGGCUGCAACAGCGAGUUGAAGCACUUCUACGCGCUGCAAGCUCGCCCGAGCGCAAAAGUGACAUCACCAAAGCUGCCAUGCGCCUUGUGGAUCUGACGUCGAUGGGAAAAGAGUACAAAGUGCUUGGAAUUGACGCACUGGCGACAGCAGCGGCGGCCGCUCCGGAGCUUGAACGCGAGCCAUCAAGGGUCCCGCUUUAUCCUUUUGAAAUGCAGCCGCAGCAGCAGACACAAUGA